AUGCAGCCUCUAAGUAAAUCCUUCAUAGAGAUAAAACCGUUCAGCUCCAAAAUUUUGAAAAAUAUCAAGAAAAUUCAUCAAAAUAAUAUACCUGGUAAAAAUAUCGUCAGCAAUACUGUUAAAAACACGAGUCCGCGCAACGGGACCGACUUGUCUUCUCGUUUGAAAAUAUCUUUAUUAAAAUUUCCUGGGUUGAUCGGCCAUGCCACUUCCAGGGUUAACAGAUUAUACAACGAUGAUACAUAUUCAAUAAACAUUCUACGUCAUUUUUAUGGUCCUACUUCCAAUCACCCUGUAUUAAAUAUGUCUUUGUUUGAUGGGCAUGGAUUCGAUGGUAAGGCCUGUGCCAAAUUACUUUCGCAGAAAUUACAUUUAACGUUGCUUGAUAACAACCAUGGAGAUAAUUCGAAAAUGGGCAAGCACGAUUUCUUCCAAUUAUUGGAACGUUACUCCAAGGAAAUCGGUGGGACAUAUUGGAAUAAACUGUACCAGAAUAGAGAAAAUUUUUAUAAUAAAUAUAUACAGCAUUGCAACACAAAACAAGAACAGGUAUUGUUUGAUUCGGAACAGUUGGGUUCAAGAAUGUUGUUUGACAAAUUUGGUAAUUUAAUAGAUAAAAAUUCUUUACUGAAUGAAUAUACAAGGUUAAAAUUUUUCUAUAAUUUUUUAAAGUUCGACCUAGAGCAAUGUUGCACUUUGCAUGGAGGAUCCACUGCAUCUUCCAUAUUUAUAUCUCCUUACUCCACUUCAUCAACUAUCUCUCCUUCUUCUUCUUCCUCCUCCCCAUCCUUCAUUAACGAUGAAUCAUUCUUCAUAAAUCCACCAGGAUUGUUAAAAUUAGUAGUCACGCAAGUUGGCGAUUCCCGCAUCAUUAUCUGUGAUUCGAAUGGGAUCGCACAUAAUUUGUCUCAACCACAUCACCCUUCCAAUAAAAGAGAAUCUCAAAGAUUAGGCCGUUUAUUGGAUCCACCAGAUUUGGACGCAUUUGGUCAAACAAGAUUUCUAAAUAACUAUGCAAAUACAAGAUCUUUUGGCGACAUUAUGGUCAAAAGAGAAGGACUCUCUGCAGAACCAGAUAUCUACUCUUACCUCAUUGGAAAUACAAAAAAUUUACCAUACAGUGAGAAAUCAAAAUUGCAAUUCGGUGGUGACGAAUGUUUUAUUAUGAUGGUCACUGAUGGCGUGACAGAUUUAUUAUCUGAUCAAGAAUGCGUCGAUUUAGUUACCACAACCUUUAAUCUAAGAGGAAUGAAAGUAGCAACACCACAGUACGUGGCAAAUGAAGUAAUUGAAUUCAUCACCACAAUUGCUAAUAAAGAUGCGGACAACGCUACUUGUCUAGUGCUUAGAUUGCCAAAUUGGGGCAAUUGGCCAACUAUAGAUAGAACAGGGGCAUCAAGAGAAUCCAAACUACUUAAAAUAUCAUUAACAUAA
Molecule: messenger RNA, 1434 nt
Organism: Arxiozyma heterogenica
Lineage: Eukaryota; Fungi; Ascomycota; Saccharomycetes; Saccharomycetales; Saccharomycetaceae
Gene: PTC6
Product: type 2C protein phosphatase PTC6
Exons: 1
Coding region: 1-1434 (477 amino acids)
Biological process (GO): protein dephosphorylation
Cellular component (GO): mitochondrion
Molecular function (GO): [pyruvate dehydrogenase (acetyl-transferring)]-phosphatase activity
Source: RefSeq, a predicted model, not a curated record